Molecule: messenger RNA, 1396 nt
Organism: Acanthopagrus latus (yellowfin seabream)
Lineage: Eukaryota; Metazoa; Chordata; Actinopteri; Spariformes; Sparidae
Gene: lyrm5a
Product: LYR motif containing 5a
Exons: 3
Coding region: 168-425 (85 amino acids)
Biological process (GO): respiratory electron transport chain
Cellular component (GO): mitochondrion
Source: RefSeq, a predicted model, not a curated record
UAUUUACGACACAACGGAGCGACGUACGGCUGUGUGUACAGCUGGGCUGUCCACUUGGGCAGAGGAAGGACAAAGACAGGGAGAUAUUUCUUCAUUAUCGCAGCGCUUCGAUUAAAUCCACUAAACAAUACGCCGCGGAAGUGGUCAGAGGCCACCUCGAUUCUGACAUGGCCAACAAUUUAAGGGGGGAGGUCAUCAGGCUUUACAAAACUAUGCUGUAUCUCGGCCGUGAGUACCCGAAGGGCGCAGCCUAUUUCAGAGGGCGUCUCAAGGCGGCGUUCAUGAAGAAUAAGGACGUGACAGACCCAGAACAGAUCAAGAAGCUGGUGGCCCGCGGAGACUUCGUCAUCAAGGAGCUGGAGGCUCUCUAUUUCCUCAGGAAAUAUCGAGCCAUGAAGAAGAGGUAUUAUGAUCCAGAGAAAUGACUCAAUAUACAGCAUCAGGAUACACUUGUGGAAUGAAAUACAGGGAGCGUGUUAUUAACAGUAUGCAACAGUUUUAUAGUUGAGAUGAAGUCUCAGCACAUUGUUCUGACGGAAAACACAGCAGUUGCUCUUACUACAGAAAUAAAUAAAUAAAAACUUGCCUCACAAUGGAAAGGGAAAAUCAGUCUGAUAGAAGCGCCAGGAAAUGGUGAUAAUGAAGCUGUUACAGAAUUUACUUUUUUUUUUACACAAAUUGUACCAUUAAAAGCCACUGUUUUAAAUCCUAACCACCGCAUCUACACUACCAUCUGGGUUUGUCCUGAUAUCAUGAUGGAGAUGGGCUCCUAUGCUGCCUACACACAGACUGGACGUGCUACCUGCCAGCACCAUCCUGUACACCUGGAUGCAGUCAACACAUCUCUAUAUCCAUUCAGGGUUAGUAGUGGGCAGGUGUUUAAAAAAAUCAGGCAAUACCCGCUAUAGGCAGAUACACAAACGUUCAGAAACAAAAGAACAUCUUUUUAAUUUCAUAGGUUGUUCUCCAUGAGCAGGAAUCAUCACGUCCUCAAUCGAGAUUAAGUAAUAUUUGAAAGGAGUGUUCUGAUUAUAGUGUCAGGGUUCACAGGUAUCACACACGCAGGCCUGCAAUAAAGUGGAGUUGCCUUAGGUAUCAGAUUGACUGAAUCGUGUUGUACAAUGUAUUUCAGUGUAUAUAUUUGUAAAUACAUGGUCACAUGUCUUGAUGUGUGAAUGUACGGGACUAUAUGUCAUUGCACUAUUUGAUAAAAAGCAGUGUUUUAAAACUGAUGUUUUGUGUCAUAAACUAAAUCAUAAAAUCCCGGCAGUGUUGCUCAACAUUUGGACUCUUUGACUGCCAUUGCAUGUAUGAGGGUAUACUAGUAAAAUCUGUAAAUAUUUGUUCGUUUGUGUCAAGAACUGACAGAUGAAAUUAAAAGUAAAGAAUGACCACA